This is a messenger RNA of Drosophila elegans, 495 nucleotides long. Its product is annotated as protein Turandot X. The transcript has a single exon. Gene Ontology annotation, biological process: immune system process. The coding region runs from base 1 to 495 and encodes 164 amino acids. The record is from RefSeq and is a predicted model, not a curated record. Lineage: Eukaryota; Metazoa; Arthropoda; Insecta; Diptera; Drosophilidae.
AUGAGGGUUUACUUUAGCAGUCUGCUAACCGUGAUUGUAAGCUUCAUUUGUUCAGCAAAUGCUGAAAUAAACGGCUCACAAUAUGAGGCCAAUAGACGUUUAAUACUGGUCAUCUUUCAUAAUUCCUCUGUUAAUAACCCAACUAGGGAAGAACACCUUUCGGAGCUGGUCGCCUUUUAUCGUCGCUACCCCAAUGAUGUUCCUGUAACCAAUGCCGAUAAGCAACAAUUUGAGAGGUUCAUCAGAGAAUACGAUAAGUACCGCAAAGUUUUGAUCUAUGGAGUACCGCCACAGGGCGGAGUAAUUGGAUCUAUAUUUGUAAAUUUUUUAGGCAGAGUCGGGUUUCGAUAUGUUGGAUCUUUGUUUAAUAAAAAGAAGGAAAAUGAGAAAAGACGUGGCACCAAUUCAACCGAACUACCAUUUCGGUUUCAAAACAUUAAUGAAAAUGGUAGCCAACUGCGAACACUAAACAAAGAAAAACAUUCUAAAGAUUAA